AUGCCGCUAUCGGGAGGACAGGAAUUGAGUUUGAGGCAUUUGCCAGAUGUGUCGGACAUCGAUGCAUCUUUCUCCUUCCAAAUCCCCGUUCCAGCUCGGGAAGAUUACCUUCUAGCGGACGACGGUGAUGACGACUUCUUCAAGGGUGUUAACGACGUUCUUGCCACCCCCGUCGCCCUGUCUAGACCUACCCAACACGAACCACUUACCCUCAGCCAACUCACGCCUAGACCAUCAGAAACUCACCGCUCAAUUCAUCUCCGUUCACCGCUUCCUUCAUUACCAUCUCUGUCACGGAAUUUAUCCCAUAAACCCAGAUUGAACGAGGAGACCCAGGACCUUCCCAUGCUGGUCAAGGGGGUGACAUCAGCGCGGCCAAAGGCGAUCAAGAAGCCAGCACUUCGCCUCCUUCCUAACGAAGGGUCGCCCGCUGGUGCACGUCUAGACAGCCUCAGGGCCGAGGUAGAUUUGCUGGCUGAAGGCUUAGGAACGGGCACAUCAACCUCAAAAUUGGCGCCACCCCUUCAAUCGCGUCUGCGAAGUCCGAAAGGAUCGAAGCGUCAAUCAAUCGACAAAGGGGAACCGCAGUCGCUGCGAAAGAGACGUAGAAAGGAAGUGGCCGUGCCAGGCAAGCAGACUGUGAUCUCAGGAGCAAUAACGAAGGCCCGAAAGCACAAAUCUAUCUUACCGCCAUCAGUAAUAACUUCUACUCAAAGUGCCUUCGUUUCUACUUCACCAUCAGAUUCAUCGGCCCAGCCAACGCACAUCCCAGAACCAAAUGGAGAUCUAGGCGAUGUAACUGCCGACACCAGCAUGGACUCCGUCGCUCUAGGCGGGGUUGCGGAGCGACUAUUGAUGUACAGCCAGAAACUUAUCAGCUCCUUUGGACUCUCCAAUGCGAACCAAUUUUCGGGGCCAGGACACGAUCCAGAGCCGCCGAUGCCUAGCCACGCUCCCACAGAGGAGAUCUCGAGUGCCAUCACCGGCGCAGGGAACGAAUUCAGCGAAGACCACAACAAAUCAUUGACGGUAUCGCAGCUUUCCCCUCAAAAACCUACAUCUUUACAAGAGCCCAAAUUCCCUUCGGCCGCUGCCCCGAUGUCACCACUUCGGCCGUCAAGCAAGAGACCGGCAUCAGCACAGGCGCACUUAGAUCAAGGCCGGAAAAAAGUUAGAAGUGUGUCAUCGCGAGCUGGUAAUACAUCAAACUCGACUGUUAAGGAGCCCUUGGCAUCGUUGCGCGCGCGGCCAUCGCACCAAGAGCUGCGGCCUGAGGCCUCAGGUUCUGGUUCUAGGUUCAAAGGGACAAGGGCCCGCGAAGAGACAAUCACAAAGGCCAGGCCGAUCAGGGCGAAACGAAAGCGCUUACCACCGGUCACCAAACCUGGCGAUAAGAUAGAGGCAAAGACGAGAUCAAAUCCAAAAACCUCGACAGACGCAGUUCCAACUGAUUCGCGAAAAUUGCGUCAGGGCACCACGGUGGUGGGCAAUUCCGUUGAGGUGCAGGGUAAGAGCAGUACAGGGCCUUCAUUACACUCAGAAGGGAGUCAGAUCCGUUUCUCAGCGACAACCUCUUUGUCCGGCGAACAUGUUGCGAGUCGCCCUGCAAACGCCACCAGGCCCACGGCCUUCACGUUUCACUCUGAUGCGAGGCUAGAAGCGCGUUGGAGUAAACUCGAUAAUGAAGAUUCAAAGAAACUUUCAUCGUCGUCACAAAAAGAACGCACGCAACAACUCGAUAAUGAUAAGCAACAUCGGCAGGGCGUAUCUAUCCCCGAUUUUAGAACUAUACACGCUGCUCAAGAAGCAGAGUUUGCCCUGCGGAAGGAGAAUAUUUGCCCGACCGUGCCGCUGCCCAUGAGGUUUGAGACGGAUUUCAGGGUGAAGGAGCGGCAAAAGUUUGAUGAGAGGGUGAGAGAGAAGGAGAGGGAGAGGGAGGUGGAAAGGGAGCAGCGGCGGAGGGAACGUGAAGAGCAGGAGGAGAAAGAAGUUCGAGAGUUACGGAAGAGAGCUGUGCCGAAGGCGCAUGAGGUGCCGGAGUGGUACAAAGAAGCACCCAGGAGACGGGAAAGGGAAGAAAGGGAAACAUGA
Messenger RNA from Laccaria bicolor S238N-H82, 2091 nucleotides. RefSeq lists its product as uncharacterized. NCBI's taxonomy places the organism in Eukaryota, Fungi, Basidiomycota, Agaricomycetes, Agaricales, Hydnangiaceae. The record is from RefSeq and is a predicted model, not a curated record. The transcript is spliced from 4 exons. Bases 1 to 2091 code for a protein of 696 amino acids.